UAUAAGAGCCCCGCGCCCCCAGAGCCCCACAGCUGCAGAGCUCCACCACGCCGCCCAGCAGCCGACGCCAUCAUCCCGACGACGAAGCCAAACAACAACCUGAGAAAUGAAUCUUGAGCCGCCCAAAGCCGAGAUCAAGUCGGCCACCCGGGUCACCGGAGGCCCGGCCACGCCCCGCAAGGGCCCGCCCAAGUUCAAGCAGCGGCAGACCCGGCAGUUCAAGAGCAAGCCCCCGAAGAAGGGCAUCCAGGGAUUUGGUGACGACAUCCCGGGAAUGGAGGGCUUGGGCACAGACAUCACGGUCAUCUGCCCCUGGGAGGCCUUCAACCACCUGGAGCUCAACGAGCUGGCCAAGUACGGCAUCAUCUGACGACGCUUCCUGGCGCUCGCCGCCGCCGCCGGGACUCGACCCGAACUGUUCCACGCAGAACCCAAAGAAAGUACCGCAGAACACGGACGAGAGAGAACAAGACAUCUACAAAAACAGCAACUUCCUGUCCUCUUUCUUCUCCUGACCCUGCGAGUUCACAGCCAUGAACUCGAAGGGACAGGAGCUCCGCCUCCUCACUCCUCUUCUCGUCUCUCGCUGCUCUUCCUUUUUUUGUAUCUUCUUUGUUCUUCUUUUCCAUCUCCUCACGGACCGGACGUGAAACGAGCCUCACGAGGAGUUUGAGGGAGGAGCCUGUAGAGGUGUGGAGGGGUUCUGCUUCUCUUUCUCCAUCUCGAGGCUUUUUCCAUCAACGCCGGACAUAUUUAAACGCCAUCUUAAAAUCCAUCUUAGAAGAUAAUAAAUGUCCCUCCAGAAGUGUCAUUUCUACAUCUCUCUUGUUUAAUAACACUGUGUAUGAAAAUAA
This is a messenger RNA of Pseudoliparis swirei, 854 nucleotides long. It is a transcript of the gene pde6gb, whose product is annotated as phosphodiesterase 6G, cGMP-specific, rod, gamma, paralog b. The record is from RefSeq and is a predicted model, not a curated record. The transcript is spliced from 4 exons. Gene Ontology annotation, molecular function: cGMP binding; 3',5'-cyclic-nucleotide phosphodiesterase activity. Gene Ontology annotation, cellular component: photoreceptor outer segment membrane. Gene Ontology annotation, biological process: visual perception; positive regulation of G protein-coupled receptor signaling pathway; positive regulation of epidermal growth factor receptor signaling pathway. NCBI's taxonomy places the organism in Eukaryota, Metazoa, Chordata, Actinopteri, Perciformes, Liparidae. The coding region runs from base 107 to 370 and encodes 87 amino acids.